This is a messenger RNA of Ziziphus jujuba (common jujube), 1717 nucleotides long. RefSeq names its product UDP-glycosyltransferase 87A2-like. The record is from RefSeq and is a predicted model, not a curated record. The coding region runs from base 197 to 1573 and encodes 458 amino acids. Gene Ontology annotation, molecular function: UDP-glycosyltransferase activity. Lineage: Eukaryota; Viridiplantae; Streptophyta; Magnoliopsida; Rosales; Rhamnaceae. The transcript has 2 exons.
CCGAAGCUUAACGUUUCAAGAAACUAAUAUUUAUGAAUUUAAUAUCACAAAUCUAUUCAGCUUUUUCAUUUGGGUAUAUAAAACCUCUUCAGCUUUCUAUAACUUUAUCAAGUAAAUGUUUCACCAACCAAAAAAAAAAAAAAAAAAACACUCAGACUCGUUGCCGAGAGAAAUACUCGGAUAAUUCACAUAUGAGAUGGAAUUGACCGCAGUUGAGCCAACCACCGUCUGCCAUGUGGUGGCGAUGCCUUUCCCUGGCCGCGGCCACAUCAAUCCUAUGAUGAACCUCUGCAAGUUGCUGUCUUCAACAAAACCCCAAAUUCUUAUCACCUUCGUCGUUACCGAAGAGUGGCUCGGCUAUAUCGGUUCCGAAGCCAAGCCGAAUAACAUCCGCUUUGCCUCCAUCCCAAAUGUUAUCCCCUCUGAGCGGCUAAAGGCCGCCGACUUUCCGGGCUUCUACGAAGCUGUCAUGACUAAGAUGGAAGCCCCCUUUGACCAACUCCUGGAUCGGCUUCAACCACCGAUAACCACUAUCCUAGCUGAUAUAGAGGUCCUUUGGGGAACCAAAGUAGGGAAUCGGAGGAAUAUUCCGGUUUCAUUAAUUUGGACGAUGUCGGCCACUUUUUUUUCUUUGUUACAUUUUUUUAAUCACUUCGCAGAAAAUAGGGAAUUCUUGGCGCCGCUUCAACUUUUUCAAGACCAAGGAGAUGAGCAAGUGCUGAACAUACCAGGAAUUUCUUCCACACUCAUGCCUGACCUUCAAAAAGUGGGCCGUGUAACUGAUGAAAGAGUCUCGAAGCUAGCCUUGGAAUGCGUUUCCCAAGUCCGAAAGGCACAAUACCUUUUAUUGACCUCAUUCUACGAACUUGAACCCCAAGCCAUAGACACUUUACAAGCACAACUUCCCUUCCCUCUCUAUCCAGUUGGCCCUGCAAUUCCAUACCUUGAACUUGAAAACACUUCUUCUACAUCACCUACCGACUAUCUCCAAUGGCUGAAUUCGCAGCCACCAGAAUCUGUGCUUUACAUCUCAUUGGGUAGUUUCCUUUCGGUCUCAAGUGCCCAAAUGGACGAAAUCGCUGUUGGUCUUCGAAGCAGCGGUGUUCGGUUCUUGUGGGUGGCUCGAGCAGAAGCUUGUCGGCUAAAGGAGAGCUGUGGCGAUAUGGGAUUGGUGGUGCCGUGGUGUGAGCAACUGAAGGUUCUUUGCCAUUCCUCUGUAGGGGGUUUCUGGUCGCAUUGUGGUUGGAAUUCCACUUUGGAGGCUGUUUUUGCAGGUGUUCCAAUGCUCACUUUUCCUCUGUUUUUGGAUCAAUUUCCCAAUAGCAGCCAAAUUGUUCAUGAUUGGAAGAUUGGGUGGAAGGUUGAGAGAGAUGGGAAUUGGAUGAAUAGAGAAGAAAUUGCUGAGCUCGUGCAAAGUUUCAUGAAUCUUGAAAGCAAUGAGGGAAAAGAAAUAAGGAAAAGAGCAAGAGAGCUCAGCGAGGUGUGUCACAGAGCAAUUGGAAAAUCUGGAUCAUCUGAAACCAACCUCCAUGCUUUUAUCAGGGAUAUAACACUUGGCCAAGGACUGAAUUAGGCACUCUAAUUUCUCUAUUAAUUUUCCUUUUUUUUUUUUUUUUUGUUGUGUCAUUAUAUAUUUUGUGUUGACUGCAACACGUAUUGCAAUUUCGUAUGAUUUCAAAAGACAUUUUUGUUCAAGAGAAACUCAAUUAUUUUAGCA